AUGGCAACCCAUAGCGAUCAGAUUCCUAAGGAUUUUGUAUUGGAAAUUCUAGCAAAAUUACCUGUUAAGUCUUUGAAGCGAUUUAGUUGCGUGCAUAAGUCUUGGCUAAAUUUAUUUGAGAAUUCUAAUUUUAAGAGCAUGUACUACGAGAAUUUAAAAUCUAAAACUACUCACUCAUCGUCUCUCCUUCUAUGGAGAUAUUUUGAUGACGAAAGAAGUGAUGGAGACGUCUAUGAAAAUGAUGUGCAUUUGCUUUCUGGAGAAAGGUACGAAAACAUAGUUACGUUAGUUUUGCCAAGUCUGUUUGAAGAAAAUGGUUUUUAUAGAGUUUUAGAUUGUGUUAAUGGUAUCAUAUGUCACUAUGAAGAAGAAGGUCUUGAUGUAAAAAUAGGACUUUGGAACCCCAAAACCGACCAGCAUAAAAUUAUUCCUCCGGGUAUUACUGAUGAUGAGCCCGGCUUUGAUCGGCAAGUAAGUAUUCAUGGAUUUGGUUAUGAUAAUGUGAAUGAUGAUUAUAAAGUGAUUCAAUGUGUAUAUUAUAUUCAUGGUCAUACUUUUGUAGAAGAGCCUGUUCUAACAAUUUGGCAAAUUUAUAGUCUAAAAAGUAAUUGUUGGAAGAAACUUGAUCUUGAAAUGACUAAGAAGGAACAUAUAUAUAAUGCUUCUGUAGCGUACUUGAAUGGAGUAUGCCACUGGUGGGGUAGCGAGCAUGCUACUAAUGGACUCGAAGAAGAACAAGUACUUGUGUCAUUUAAUCUCAGCACUGAAAUGUUUCAAACCACAUCAAUUGUUUGGCUGCAAAAAAAUGAUGAUAGACCUAUCAGAAGUUUGGUAGUGCUCAACAAAUCUGUUACUCUGAUUUCCUCUUUUGCUAAGAAUAAUUGCAUUGAAAUAUCUAUUUUGGGUGAAAUUGGUGUGAAAGAAUCUUGGUUGAAAUUGAUUUGA
Molecule: messenger RNA, 945 nt
Organism: Arachis stenosperma
Lineage: Eukaryota; Viridiplantae; Streptophyta; Magnoliopsida; Fabales; Fabaceae
Product: F-box/kelch-repeat protein At3g06240-like
Exons: 2
Coding region: 1-945 (314 amino acids)
Molecular function (GO): protein binding
Source: RefSeq, a predicted model, not a curated record